Molecule: messenger RNA, 1831 nt
Organism: Alexandromys fortis (reed vole)
Lineage: Eukaryota; Metazoa; Chordata; Mammalia; Rodentia; Cricetidae
Gene: Lrrc25
Product: leucine rich repeat containing 25
Exons: 3
Coding region: 445-1368 (307 amino acids)
Molecular function (GO): protein binding
Source: RefSeq, a predicted model, not a curated record
CUGUCCCCUUUUCUGGGCCUGUCCUGUCUCCAUUGCGUGUGGGGAAGGUCACUGUCCAACUCCGUCCUUUCCCCCAGCCCAGAGCCGCGGCAUUUGUAGAGAUUGUUCGUUGACUGAAUAUUUGCAGAGCCCAGCAGAAGUCAGGAAGCGGGUGGGGGACGCUGCGGGCUGAGGAGCGCAGGGUGAGGUCACCGACUUCCAGCAAGAGAGAAGUGGGAAAGGGCGGCCCCUCCCCCUCGGUGAGCGAGCUUGAGACUUGCGGAGGGCGGGUCUCCGCGCCGCCCCUCCACUCCGACUCUCAUUCCUGUCUUCCAGAUGCUGGGCGCAGAGGUGGAGAACGCCAGGUUGAUGGCUGGGCUGCGGUGAACCCCAACCCAGACCCUAGGCACCCCGAGGCUUGCGACACCACAAGGGCCGGAAGGUUAACAGCAGGAGGUUGCUAGAAUGGGGGCCACCGGGGCCAGGUUGCUGAGGUCCUGUGUCCUGCUGCUGCUGACCGCGCUGCUCCAGUCGGGAAGUCAAGAUCUCACCUGCAUGGUGUCCUCAAGCAAGGUGGACUGGACCCAGACAUUCAAUGACACCUGCCUCAAUUUCAGCGGCCUUGGCCUCUCCCUGCCGAGGACCCAGCCCCUGCAGGCCAGUCACUUGCAGGUUUUGGACCUCUCUAGGAAUGGGCUGCAGGCUCUCCCCAGGGUCUUCUUUGCCAAGCUGGAGAAGCUGCAAACCUUGAUUGUCACCCACAACCAGCUGGUCAGUGUGGAGCCGUCGCUGGCCCUGCGCUGUGAGCUGGAGCUCAGGGUGGACUGUAGCUGCGGACUGGUCUCCUGGCACGGCAUUCGCCAGAGCAACUGCUCGGAAGAGCUGCUGUGUCUACACCCGGACACGGGAGCACCAGGGAACCUCUCCACCUUCCUCCAGGUCAGCUGUCCCCCCAGCUUGGCCCCGGAGACCAUCGGUGCCCUUGUGGCAGGGACUAUCUUCCUGGCUCUGGCUGUCAGUGGAUCUGUGUUGGCCUGGAGACUUCGACAACACCGAGGAGCCAGUGGCCAGGGUCUCAGCAAAGCCCAGAGUUCGCACGAUACCCCUAAACCUGUGACAGGCUUCCUACCAAGGUACAGCAGCCAGCGACCGGGCCCCAAGACCCCAGACACGCCACCAGGCGGGUCCUCACUGGACUAUGAGAAUGUCUUCAUAGGCGAACUGUCUGAGGACGGCUCAGGGUCCGCACCCAGGAGCCCUUCCGAGGACACCGACUUCUACAUGAAUUACAAGGGUGCCGACCUGGACCCUCAGCCGGUCUACUGCAACCUGGAGUCCCUGGGAAGGGUCCCAGCAUACAACCAGGAGUAUGUGGCCCCGGGGCGCUGAGUCGUCGCUUCCCCUACCCCACCACCCCCGCCUCCCCUUGUGAGGACAAAACAUGAGCCUGGAAUCUCUGCCCCUGCAGCCCCCACGCUCCCCAGGACUCUCAAAGUCAGAGGUGGCGCGAGGACCCCCAAAGCAGGAGGGUCACGGAGACGGACUGAACCCUCCGGUCAGUGUGCAGGUGCUGGGGGUCAGUGUGUAAAUGCUGGGGCCAGGUGGGGCUCAGCGCGUGACUGACAGAGGUGAUUCUCAAUCUGGGAUUCCCAAGUGACUCUGCACCCAUCCAGGCCCCGGGGCUCCAGCCCACCUGUGCCCCUCCCCUGCCCGCUGCUCUCCCCUGCCUCUCCAUGUGUCCUUUUUCUUUCCUUCCAUCCUUCCCACCUGGGUUCAAUGCUCACCAAAUAGACAUACAAACAAAUUAAAAACAAAAUAAACCCAAAGAACUGUCCAAGGCUGCCGUGUUUGC